Molecule: messenger RNA, 2403 nt
Organism: Puma concolor (puma)
Lineage: Eukaryota; Metazoa; Chordata; Mammalia; Carnivora; Felidae
Gene: NPAS4
Product: neuronal PAS domain protein 4
Biological process (GO): regulation of transcription by RNA polymerase II
Molecular function (GO): RNA polymerase II transcription regulatory region sequence-specific DNA binding; protein dimerization activity; DNA-binding transcription factor activity, RNA polymerase II-specific
Source: RefSeq, a predicted model, not a curated record
AUGUACCGCUCCACCAAGGGCGCCUCCAAGGCGCGCCGCGACCAGAUCAACGCUGAGAUCCGGAACCUCAAGGAGCUCCUGCCUCUAGCUGAAGCGGACAAGGUCCGGCUCUCCUACCUGCACAUUAUGAGUCUUGCUUGCAUCUACACUCGCAAGGGCGUCUUCUUCGCUGGAGGCACUCCUCUGGCGGGCCCCACAGGGCUUCUCUCAUCUCAAGAGCUUGAAGACAUAGUGGCGGCACUACCUGGAUUUCUACUUGUGUUCACAGCUGAGGGGAAGCUGCUAUAUCUGUCUGAGAGUGUGAGCGAACAUCUGGGCCACUCCAUGGUGGACCUCGUUGCCCAGGGUGACAGUAUCUACGACAUCAUUGACCCAGCUGACCACCUAACUGUGCGCCAGCAACUCACCCUGCCCUCUGCCCUGGACACCGAUCGCCUCUUCCGCUGCCGCUUCAACACUUCCAAGUCCCUCAGGCGCCAGAGUGCAGGCAACAAACUGGUGCUUAUUCGAGGCCGAUUCCAUGCUCAUCCACCUGGAGCCUACUGGGCAGGAAACCCUGUUUUCACGGCUUUCUGUGCUCCACUGGAGCCAAGACCUCGCCCUGGCCCUGGCCCUGGCCCUGCCUCACUCUUCCUGGCCAUGUUCCAGAGCCGUCAUGCUAAGGACCUGGCCCUACUGGACAUCUCUGAGAGUGUCCUAAUCUACCUGGGCUUUGAGCGCAGUGAACUGCUCUGUAAAUCAUGGUAUGGACUGCUGCACCCCGAGGACCUGGCCCACGCUUCUGCUCAACACUACCGCCUGUUGGCUGAGAGUGGAGAUAUUCAGGCAGAGAUGGUGGUGAGACUGCAGGCCAAGCCUGGAGGCUGGGCAUGGAUUUAUUGCCUGUUAUACUCAGAAGGUCCAGAGGGCCCCAUUACUGCUAAUAACUACCCAAUCAGUGACACAGAAGCCUGGAGCCUCCGCCAGCAGCUGAACUCUGAAAACACCCAGGCAGCCUAUGUUCUGGGCACCCCAGCCAUGCUGCCCUCAUUCCCAGAGAACAUCCUCUCUCAAGAGCAGUGUUCCAGCCCCAACCCACUCUUCCCCCCAGCCUUGGGAGCUCCCAGAAGCACCAAUUUCCCUAGUGCUCCAGACCUGGGUGCUGCCUCAACAUCAGAAGAGCUUCCUCAAUCCCAAAAAGAGUUGGGCUUUAGUUACCUGGCAUUCCCGUCUGGCUCUGAGCCUUCUCUUCAAGCAGACCUGAGCAAGGAUCUUGUGUGCACUCCACCCUACACACCCCACCAGCCAGGAGGCUGUGCCUUCCUCUUCAGCCUCCACGAGCCCUUCCAGACCCACUUGUCCACUCCAUCCAGCUCUCUCCAAGAACAGCUGACUCCAAGCACUGCCACCUUUUCUGAUCAACUGACUCCAAGCAGUGCAACCUUCCCAGAUCCACUGAUGAGCCCACUUCAAGGCCAGAUGACCGAAAGCUCAGCCAGAAGCUAUGAAGAUCAAUUGACUCCCUGCACCUCUGCCUUCCCAGACCAGCUGCUUCCCAGCACUGCCACCUUCCCAGAGCCUCUGGGCAGUCCUGCCCAUGAACAACUGACUCCUCCCAGCACAGCAUUCCAAGCACACCUCAACAGCCCCAGCCAAACCUUCCCAGAACAACUGAGCCCCAAUCCCACCAAGACUUACUUCACCCAGGAGGGAUGCAGUUUUCUCUAUGAGAAGUUGCCCCCAAGUCCUAGCAGCCCUGGUAAUGGGGACUGCACGCUCCUGGCCCUAGCCCAGCUGCGGGGCCCCCUCUCUGUGGAUGUCCCUCUGGUACCCGAAGGCCUGCUUACACCUGAGGCCUCUCCAGUCAAGCAGAGUUUCUUCCACUACUCUGAGAAGGAGCAGAAUGAGAUAGACCGCCUCAUCCAGCAGAUCAGCCAGUUGGCUCAGGGCAUGGACAGGCCCUUCUCAGCUGAGGCUGGCACGGGCGGGCUAGAGCCACUUGGAGGUCUGGAGCCCCUAGACUCCAACCUGUCCCUGCCGGGGGCUGGUCCCCCUGUGCUCAGCCUGGACCUGAAACCCUGGAAAUGCCAGGAGCUGGAUUUCCUGGCUGACCCUGAUAACAUAUUCCUGGAAGAGACGCCCGUGGAAGACAUAUUCAUGGAUCUCUCUACCCCAGACCCCAAUGGGGAAUGGAGUUCAGGGGAUCCUGAGGCAGCGGUCCCAGGAGGGGCCUCAUCGCCUUGCAACAACCUGUCCCCAGAAGACCACAGCUUCCUGGAGGACCUGGCCACAUAUGAAACCGCCUUUGAGACAGGUGUCUCAGCAUUCCCCUACGAUGGGUUUACUGAUGAGUUGCAUCAACUCCAGAGCCAAGUUCAAGACAGCUUCCAUGAAGAUGGAAGUGGAGGGGAACCAACGUUUUGA